Molecule: messenger RNA, 1228 nt
Organism: Durio zibethinus
Lineage: Eukaryota; Viridiplantae; Streptophyta; Magnoliopsida; Malvales; Malvaceae
Source: RefSeq, a predicted model, not a curated record
UAAAACCCAAGCUUGACGUCACAGAUAUUAGCUGUCAUCUCUUUCCAUCUUUCCCUCUCUCAAUGAAUACUCCUCUUCCCUCUAUUUAUAACCUAAUUCGUAAUAGCCCUUUUCUCUCACAAUUUCUCUUCAUGCACUUGUAGUUUUGUUACCUUGAAAAAAACCCAAAUCCAAAAUCCCUUACUCGUUUUGAUAUGCUUGGUCUCGAAGCCUUAACCAUAUGUCCAAAGAAGAGCCAAACUGAAAAGCAUUGCAAUUCUUGCAUGAUGAGUUCAAGCGUCGUUUCCCUAUCGGCUUCUUCUUUGAUUGGUGAUUAUAUUGGCAUGGAGAGUUGCUUUGAUCUGGAAAAUAACAAAGAGGUUUGCCUUGGUGUUAAGAAAGAUAAUGAGUAUUCUGGGGUUUGCAGUCGAAGUCGUGGGAAGCGAGAACAACGGUGUAGGAGGAUGAUGAAGAGAGAGUUUCCUCCGCCAUUAACGUGGCUUGUUCGCACCGAGAAUCUGCCUUCUCAUAUGCCUUGGGUGUUGAAAAGGUAUUACACUAGUGAUGGGCGGUUGAUUCUUAGAGAGGAGAAGGUGAGACACCAUGAAUAUUUCCGGGCUCACCGAUCCAAUGGUCGUUUAACAUUGCAUCUUGUGCCCUCGGAUGACAACGAUGAGAUUGAUGAUAUUGAGGAUCAUGAGAUUCAUCAUGAAGAAGCAAAGGUCGAAGAGGCUCAAGUCAAUGGUUUUGACAACGACAGCAACAAUAUUAACAAUGCCGAGGAUGAUCACAAGAUUAAUAUUGUUGAAACUUUGCUUAAAGACAACGACAUUCCUUUGAUUGAAGAUUCAAUACUGAAAUGUUCAAUUGCUGAGACUCCAAUUGAGAAUGUUAUUGCAGCAAAUGGAGGAAUAUGCUUGAACUACUGCAGUGUAAGACCAAGUCCUACAUGUUUUAUCAAGUUGCCAGUGCCAGCAAUCAGGCCAGUGCACAGUUAAUUAGGUAGCAAAACCUUCUCAAAAGGAGAAAAAAAAUGAGGUGUCACUUUCAUAAGAUAAAUGGAAAUGCGUAUGGUUGAGUAGCUUUAGUCUUAGAUUCCUUCUAUUUUUCCUUCUAUUUUCUCUUUUUUACCUUUCCCCCAAUUUUCCCCUUUUGGGGUGGCCUUCUUCGUUGAUGUGAUGAGAGUGAGUUGUCCUUUUCAUGCCUUUUGUAAGGUCAGUGGUAGAGGUUUCAAAGGGUAUUUUCUUUG